Ilex paraguariensis (yerba mate) is the source of this 381-nucleotide messenger RNA. Lineage: Eukaryota; Viridiplantae; Streptophyta; Magnoliopsida; Aquifoliales; Aquifoliaceae. The record is from the annotation of a GenBank genome assembly.
GCUGCUCAGGACCUAACUCCUUGCUCUUGCAAGAAGGCCGCGGCUGGCCCUUUUGGAAGGAACAAGCUAAUGGGGAAUCUUCUUGACUUCCUUUCUUCUUCAAACCUAACUGAAAUACCUUCUACUCAAACUCAAAAUUUUGUCGAACUCGAAGGGCCUGCUUCAGAAGACCCUACCAAGGCAAAGCAAGCAGUACACUCAGGGGAGCCCAUGGAGGAUUCGACUAGGGCUUCAAUGGAUGUCAACCAUGAGCCUUUCAUCCAUCCCGAUCUCCCCCCUGCUUCUUCCAAGCCAAUUCCUCCUUCCUCCGAUCUUCUAAAAUCCAUCCUAGUGCUAUCUGAUGAUCAUGCCUCCAAUAAACGCAAAGUGCCAAAAACCUGA